Molecule: messenger RNA, 720 nt
Organism: Filobasidium floriforme
Lineage: Eukaryota; Fungi; Basidiomycota; Tremellomycetes; Filobasidiales; Filobasidiaceae
Exons: 1
Coding region: 172-639 (155 amino acids)
Source: RefSeq, a predicted model, not a curated record
CGACGGUCCCGGGUAAGAUGGCAUACCGUACGAGGGGACAAAGUCCUCCCGCAACGGCAGCGCCGACGAAGGCAGCGGCGACGAUGGCUUGGGCCUGAUGUAGCGCUGUAGCUCCGACGGGGCGAAGCAGAUGCUCGGAGGGAGUUUCUUCGACUCAGGCAGAUCGGCGACAUGGCUGUUCUCACUGCGUUCUCGCUUCCUCUGCUUCGGCUUCCAGUCAUCAGUUCCGCCGGCGGGGCCUCCAAGUCCAAGUUUGGGUACGGAUGGUGCGCUAGAGCUGGGGGUAGUAGUCCCGAUACCGAAGUGACCCGCGGCUCGAAAUGCCAAAGCCAGUCGGCUCAUGGUUCUCGGGGCAGGAGGUGGAGGGGGCAACACGCCCAAGAUCUCCUCCUCGGUGUAUCGUCCGAUGAGUUUUUUGGGCGCGUCGGCAGGGAUGAAUCGAGUGAUCUCGUUCUCAAUGGUGAACGGAUGGUCCUUGAAUGCGUCGUCGAGGUUGAGACGAGCGGCAGAGAACGCGGUCUCUGCAGCAUCGCCGUCCGCCUGUGUUCCACGAUAGAUGUAUCGGAUUUGAUAGCCACUCCCGUCCAGAGUCUGUUCGACCUCGGUCGGCCAGGGCUGUACAGAGAGAGUCGCGCGUAGACGGAACACCUUGUUAGCGACUUGCUGGACAGUGCGUUCCGUUCCAGCGUGGACGUACCUGUACGGUGAGGGUCAUGUUGA